Verticillium alfalfae VaMs.102 is the source of this 2313-nucleotide messenger RNA. RefSeq lists its product with no specific name. The coding region runs from base 1 to 2313 and encodes 770 amino acids. The record is from RefSeq and is a predicted model, not a curated record. Lineage: Eukaryota; Fungi; Ascomycota; Sordariomycetes; Glomerellales; Plectosphaerellaceae. The transcript is spliced from 3 exons.
AUGGACGAACCUCUUGGCUGCUUAUCCUUCUCGGUCUCUCGAGUGGUUCUAACUGGCCAAACGACGCCAGGGGUUUCUCACAUCUGGCGCCAGUGGUCUGCGCUCCGUCUUCUCCAGGAACCUACCAAGAGCUUCGACAUCCAACGAUCUCGCAGCUGGCGCGUGGUGUCGCGACAUCUGCGAAGCCCCGGCCGUCAGCACAGCACACGACGACUGCAGGCUGUAAUGGACAAGUUACCCCUCAACGUAUCAGGACCUGAAAGUGAGGGAAUGGACCGUGGGGGGAGCCGUGCACGCGAAUCAGAGCCUGCCGUAGUGGAGGUCGCGCCGCCGACGGGACUCCCAGCUCGCAAGAUGGGCCAACGACACCAGCUCUUCGUCAUCGCCCGUGUCGGCAACUACUAUCGCCCACUCGCCGCGAUCCACCACCAAUGGCUCUACGGCGUGUCGGCCUUGCGUUCAUGUCGUCGACUCCUCCGCAUCUUCUCGGACCCGAGCAACCGAAUCGCCCUCAAGCACGAGCUGUAUCUCGCCGUCGACUUCUUCCAGAAGAGAGGUCCUCCCCCCAGCGACCCCCCGGAGUGCGAGGAUCCUGAAAGGACAGCUUGUCCCUUUCCUUUCAUCACCACAUAUCUGGCCGUUGGUGCGGCUUACGACUUUGAUCUGGGCCGGGUCGAUACGAUUCACGAACUGGCCUUCGACACAGGCUUCGAUCAAGGCGACAACAAUGAUGGUAUCACUGUGCUGGACAUCACCGAUUUGGUUGAUGUCCGCUACUGCUUUGUGAAUCUGUUUGAAACCUGGCCAUGGGGUGAAUGGGACGCGGAUCGCCCCGUGGCAGACACAAUCAACACCGGACCGCACACUCAACCCCAGACUCUAGGCCCGACCCAUUCUCUCAGAGAUCUGGCUGCCGCUCAACUGUUCAGUCGCCUCCUCGCGACCGAAGACGAUUUUGAACCCUCCAUCCUUGACGAAGUCCGAGACCUGCCGGGCUUUCAGAAAGUGCUGAGGGAACACCUCCUCUGCCACUCGAAACAGGUCGGCCCAGCACAGACUUCGAGCCAUUUACUCCAGCUGGCCUACGCUGGUGAAGACCUGCUGGAGUGGAACUCCUAUGUGAAUCUCACGGCCGAAGCAAUCAAGGUCGCCCUUACGUCAGACGCACUGAAAAGCGCCACAGGGAUCAUCCUCACGAUACAACGUCAUGUUUCGCCCGCAGAACUCGUCGAGGCUCUCUCAUCUCUUGAUAGCCUCCACGCGCUACAGGUCCUGGACCGACCAGACCGCAAAGACGAACAGAGCAGCAACCAGUUGUUUGAGGCUCUUUCCAAGUCAACACAUCCCCUGGCCAUCAAGAAGCUCACACUCUCUGGCCUCUAUGCUAACGGUAUUCGCCAGAAUAUUUGGCGACCAUGUCGGGAUAACCCGGUGACCUUGGAACCAUAUCCACUGGUGCAACUUCUCGUGGCCCACGAAGGGAAAGACGGCGACAUGCUGAAGUCGCUCGGCGGGGCUUUGGAGUCCUUCUGCCUCGGAGAUGCUGCUUUAACCCCAGUCAAAGUUGCCACUGGCCUUUUCCAAUACCUCAUGACAGAAGUUCAAAGCUGGCCUAUUCGCAAUGGGACAGGUUUGGCCGUCGCCCACUGCUUCUCAUGCAGCCCACCGGCCCUUGGCAGUGAUUCAGUGGAGAUUGCACCACUCCCGGCUGAGACCUACAAAAUCGCCAAGGCGGCAUGCCACUCGAGCGGCUUUGGAGGUUUGUAUUCUAAGCUGCGCGACCUGACCCCUCGUGCCUGGACGGCGGUUGUUUCCGAGUCAAAGGACACUCACGACGCCAAUGGUGUGACAACACAAACAACACACUUGCAAUUCAAGUAUGCAUUUAUACGCUCUAAGAAGGCUAUCCCAGUCGACCCAGAAACCCGGCGAGGCUCUGAUAUCCAGCCAUCUGAGAUCGAAGUUGUUGAUCUAGCGGGUUUCCUUCACUUGACCGCGCCUGAAAUCGACACGAGCAAGCUUGCCCACCAUUUUGAUGAGCUUGACGCGGCCGUCGUACGCGCUACCGAUGAAAGAAACCGCAUCACCACUCCGCAGCACAUCCCACUCUUGUCUCUUUUGAGCCCCGAGGAAGCAUGCCGCUUGUUGAAUCAAUUCGUUGCUUCGGUGCCGGAAGUGCAGGAGGCUUGCGUGCGAAUCAGCAGAUGGGGCGGAGGUAAAAAUAUUUUCAUAUGCCUGAACUUGGAAUCAGAGCUAAUCGGUUCCUCUGUAGGACACUGGAUACUCGACCUUGGAUUCAACCACGAUGGAUAA